Molecule: messenger RNA, 3180 nt
Organism: Talaromyces atroroseus
Lineage: Eukaryota; Fungi; Ascomycota; Eurotiomycetes; Eurotiales; Trichocomaceae
Exons: 1
Coding region: 1-3180 (1059 amino acids)
Source: RefSeq, a predicted model, not a curated record
AUGAGAAUUUGCCUGCGCUCUGGCCGUCCUCUGCAGCUGGGCUCCAGGUUUCAUAUCAAUCGCUGUCAUGGAUUGACGACUUCCAUACUAGGCUCUGAUUUUGUUAGCGGCCCCCCUACUAGACUGCCUACUCGAAAAAUUGCAACAGCCACCGAGGCCCAGACGCUCUCAAGGAAUCCGGUCCCUUUCAGAGACGUUUCGAUUAAGGGCGAAUAUGUUUAUUCAAAAAGGCUUUCUGCAUUCAGACCGCGGAACGCUCAAAAUGCAGCAGCCUGGAUGCGACAGCUCGAACCGUUCCUCCCUCCGGAUCUGCGUGACGCUACAACAUUGAACGACGUCCCAACGCCAGCCUCAUUACACGUCAACACACCUCAUGGUAAUCUUGGUAGCGAGGGCGAGAGUAUUGCAGAUAUUAUACGCCAUGCACGCGUCUUGGGGAACUUGGAUUUGCUUGCAUAUCUUGGUUUUACGCUGCAAAGAUGGCCUGCCGUCCAUGCACUAAUCACGAAGAUGCUAGACGCCGCGGACAACCUUCAAGAAAACUUGCAGUAUAUCCAAGGGCUUCCGUCUAAUUUGAAAUGGCAACAUCACGAAUUGAAACUGAUCACUAGUGACUCAUACGCGAGAUCACUUGAGGGAUCUCGACCAGGUGUCGCUAUUGUUUCCGGCUUUGAAAAGCUUUCAGGCCCGAGUUCCGUGGAACAUUUCACAGAUGAGCCGCGGAGCAAUAUGACUAGUUUGGGCAUCAUGGGAGAAAUCUGGCAGACUCUAGGUUUCAUUGUAGUGGCGGCUGCGGAUAAGUCAACACAAGAGUCUGAGCUAGCUAUGUCAUACGUCUAUCAAACACUUGCCCGCCUUCACCAUUCUGGAAAGGUUUCGGAUGCGAUCUAUAAAUUUUCAAAACGCCCCGAUGACGAUGUUCUAUUUCGACCUCCAGGAUUGUAUCUAUUAUCCACGCAUAUCAUGAAUGUCCUGUCAGACGCAGCAUGGCUGGUCCAUCAAGCCAACGUGACAGCCAAAGCGAAAGCUGCUGGUGAAGAUUCUCCUUAUCGCUCCUUUAAGAUGGGUGUUCGGCAAUUAGGUCACGAAAUUUGGCUAGAGUUUAUUCUUUGGUCUUGCAUUGAACAGGGUCACAUAAAGGAGGGCGUAUGGAUCCUCAGGCAUGUUCAAGGGAUGAAUUACGGAGCAGCCUGGAAGAUGAUAUCGUGGAAUCCUCUCCUUAAUCAACCCGACUUGGUUAGUGAUACUAAUAUUGACAUCGAUGACUUUUGGCCGCAUCCUGAUAUACAAAGAACACCCGAGGAGGCGCAAAACAAAUCGGGAUCUUUUCAUGGCUUAGGAAAACUGACCAUCAGUACUGAAGUCGUCACGGCCUUAGCAACCCAUGCCGCUAAUUACAUGAAGACAGACGUCAGAUCUGAUAGUUCUGACGCCGAAGAUAUGGUUGAGUCGCUCGCAUUUUUGAACAGAAUAAAGCAGUCGCACAGCAACGGCCAAGCCCCAAGUUUGAACACUACGAGCCGUCAGAUCGUUCAAGUGCUGGAAGUGCAAAGGCUACGGCCAGACAUGCACCCAGGAUCACUGGAACGAGUCAUAGACGCUUUGCCGCCCCCUAUGCCACCUUGGGAUGAUUCUGUUCCAGUCGAUCAUAAAAGGCUUUCCGCACUGAGUAAAUAUGAGAUAUACAGCUCGUCAUCUAUGCUCGCAGGCAUACUGCAACAGAAUUUGCGACUCUAUUCAAGUGAUCGCGAAAUCGAGAGCGCUAUGAGAGUCUUCACUCGACUGCUCAAAAUUAUCGAUACCAGCAAAAUGGAUCGCAUACGCGAAUUUUGGGGCAAGGACAAAGAUACUGAAGGCCUUCACGCGCCUUCACUGGAGCCGAACUCGUUGCCUGAGGCCUCUGUCCGGAUUGAUCAAUCGUCAAUUCCAACACUAUCGAAUGGAACCUUAGCUGAUCUUUUAGACUUAGUCACAACUGCUAAGGCUUUUGACUUUGGCGAAUGGUUACUUUUCUCAUCUGAUGCAGACGGGCCUACUAUUCCUUUCGAAUCAUACGGCGAUCAGAGCUUGGCACCGUCCAUUCUUCGAUUCGCCGCAGCGACCCGAAAUCGUGAACUUGGUGAUGUUGUCAUACAGCAACUCAGAUAUCCUAUCUCACGGAACACAUUCAAUGCGCUAGCGAAUUUCCGCAUUAUGUUUGAGCAGUGGGAUGAAGCAGAGCGAAUCCUUGAUCUCCUACGUCAAUACAGACAAAAGACAUGGGGUGAAAGCACGCUGGCCACACUGGCAUCUGCUAUUCUUCGCUUAGAACAAAAGGUUUGGGAAAACCCGAUGGCAAAGGAUGCUGAAGAGUCGCUUCUACGGGCCGAGGAUUUAUUGCGUCGUAUACUCAGUGGCGAAUACAACCCCAAACAACAUUCCGACAAGAAAAUUAAUCAUCAUUAUGAUCGAGCCAUUUACCGAUGGCACAGUGUACUCUCUUCAACUCCCGGGAGACUUGCUCAAACCUGUGGUGAGGUGAAACUCAAUUACACAAAUUCAUCACGACGAGAUGCACUGCCCUACAUUCCAUCCGUGGCAUUCCACGUUCUACUCAAUGCUCUGGUAGAAACUCGUGGCAGCCAAAUUGGCAUGGACAUGUGGAAAAUGUGGUGCGUCGAUAUUGAACGAUCUCACGCGCCACGACUCACAGAAGAUGGAAUAUAUCGGUUACACAAGAGUGCUGAUCCGAAGACGGAGGAGCCUCUUGAUCUCGACCUUGAAUUCGAUUGGGCAUGGUUCUGGGAGAAGCAGCGCAAGGCCGUGAUCCCAAACCUGAAUACGCUGCGAAUCAUCACUAGAGCUGCAGUGAAGGAGUUUAAAGAAAUCACACAUUCCCCAAAGACCAUGACAGCGAUCCCGACAACAGACCAAUUUAAAAGCGAUGUCUAUAAGGUUCUCGACUUUUGUGUGGAACGCUACCGGCGAUUCAAGCGAGAUAAAGACGAAAUCGAUCGAGAGACGAGCGGCCAUUUAAGAAGGCUACGGAAAGGAGAGGCCAAUAAAAGAAAGAACUUGAGAAAAAAGCUUGUUCGAUGGGUAUAUGCAGACGUCGGGCAAGCGGAUAGUAUACAUAACUUGAUCAAAGAAGUUGAAAAAAACGAUGCAGCAGAAGAAGUUGAAAACGAAUAUCAAGGAUGA